Molecule: messenger RNA, 5632 nt
Organism: Capra hircus (goat)
Lineage: Eukaryota; Metazoa; Chordata; Mammalia; Artiodactyla; Bovidae
Gene: POU3F3
Product: POU class 3 homeobox 3
Exons: 1
Coding region: 32-1531 (499 amino acids)
Biological process (GO): brain development; regulation of transcription by RNA polymerase II
Cellular component (GO): nucleus
Molecular function (GO): RNA polymerase II cis-regulatory region sequence-specific DNA binding; DNA-binding transcription factor activity, RNA polymerase II-specific
Source: RefSeq, a predicted model, not a curated record
GGCGGCGGUGGGGUGGCGGGAGCGGAGCGGCAUGGCCACGGCGGCUUCUAACCCCUACCUGCCGGGGAACAGCUUGCUAGCGGCCGGCUCCAUCGUCCACUCGGACGCGGCGGGGGCCGGCGGCGGCGGCGGCGGCGGGGCAGGCGGCGGGGGCGGCGGGGCUGGGGGCGGCGGGGGCGGCAUGCAGCCGGGCAGCGCGGCUGUGACCUCGGGCGCCUACCGAGGGGACCCGGCCUCCGUCAAGAUGGUGCAGAGCGACUUCAUGCAGGGGGCCAUGGCCGCCAGCAACGGCGGCCAUAUGCUGAGCCACGCGCACCAGUGGGUCACCGCGCUGCCCCACGCCGCCGCCGCCGCCGCCGCCGCCGCCGCCGCCGCCGUGGAGGCCAGCUCGCCGUGGUCUGGCAGCGCCGUGGGCAUGGCCGGCAGCCCCCAGCAGCCGCCGCCGCCGCCGCCGCAGGGCCCCGACGUGAAGGGCGGCACGGGGCGCGAGGACCUGCACGCGGGCACCGCCCUGCACCACCGCGGGCCGCCACACCUCGGGCCGCCGCCGCCGCCGCCACACCAGGGCCACCCCGGGGGCUGGGGGGCCGCCGCCGCCGCCGCCGCCGCUGCCGCCGCCGCCGCCGCCGCCGCGCAUCUCCCGUCCAUGGCCGGCGGCCAGCAGCCGCCGCCGCAGAGUCUGCUCUACUCGCAGCCCGGGGGCUUCACGGUGAACGGCAUGCUGAGCGCGCCCCCGGGCCCGGGGGGCGGCGGCGGCGCGGGCGGCGCGGGGGGCGGCGGCGCGCAGAGCCUGGUGCACCCGGGGCUGGUGCGCGGGGACACGCCCGAGUUGGCCGAGCAUCAUCACCACCACCACCACCACGCGCACCCGCACCCGCCGCACCCGCACCACGCGCAGGGGCCCCCCCACCACGGCGGCGGCGGCGGCGCGGGGCCCGGACUCAACAGCCACGACCCGCACUCGGACGAGGACACGCCGACGUCCGACGACCUGGAGCAGUUCGCCAAGCAGUUCAAGCAGCGGCGCAUCAAGCUGGGCUUCACGCAGGCCGACGUGGGGCUGGCGCUGGGCACCCUGUACGGCAACGUGUUCUCGCAGACUACCAUCUGCCGCUUCGAGGCCCUGCAGCUGAGCUUCAAGAACAUGUGCAAGCUCAAACCGUUGCUCAACAAGUGGCUGGAGGAGGCGGACUCGAGCACCGGCAGCCCCACGAGCAUCGACAAGAUCGCGGCGCAGGGCCGCAAGCGCAAGAAGCGGACCUCCAUCGAGGUGAGCGUCAAGGGCGCGCUGGAGAGCCACUUCCUCAAGUGCCCCAAGCCCUCCGCGCAGGAGAUCACAAACCUGGCCGACAGCCUGCAGCUCGAGAAGGAGGUGGUGCGGGUGUGGUUCUGCAACCGGAGGCAGAAGGAGAAGCGCAUGACGCCGCCCGGGAUCCAGCAGCAGACGCCCGACGACGUGUACUCGCAGGUGGGCCCGGUGAGCGCCGACACGCCGCCGCCGCACCACGGGCUGCAGACAAGCGUGCAGUGAAGGCCCGGGCGCCGCGCUGUCACCCCCGCCGCCCCCGCUGCGCCGGGCCGCGCCGGGCCGGGACGCCCUCCCCUCCGCCCAAAGACAGGCCUGCCCGCCCUCGGGGGAACAGAGAGGGGCGCACCGAGGAGAUGCUGUUUGAAGUCCAAGGAAGGAGGGGCGAAGCAAGCAAACAAAGCCUACAAAUGCCCUGACAGUUUUACAUACACGUAGAUGACAAAACCGAGAGAAAAAGGGGCGAUCCUGAGGUCUCUUUCUACUGUGGUGGUGUUUCGUUUUCUUGGUUUUCUUUUUAAAGAAGGGUGGAGAUGCCAAGCGCACCAAAACUGCACUCGCGAGGUUUUUCCCACCCUGAGAAGUUCUACACGGCGACGGUGGAUAGCACUUAGCACCUGCUUCGUCCUCUCCUCUUAAAAAAAAAAACAAAAUUCUUUUUUUUUUUUUAAAGCACCCCCUUCCCUUCCACCCCCUCUCUCCAAAGGGCCCCCUCCAGCCUGGAGAGAUCCACCGUAACUUUGUUUCCUGAGAGCGACGUGAAGGCCUGCUGGGGCACCGGGUUUAAUCAGGGGUGACUCUGUGCUCCCGACCCCGUGAUUCUUGUCCAUAUUAAAGUCAUUUGGGGACAAACAAAUUGACUAUGAAAUGGGAAGGCGAAAAAAAACAGAACACUCUCCAGAAAACAAGAAAUAUAUAUAUAUAUAUACACACACACAUGUAUUCACAGCUUCUGAAAUUAACAAACUGAUAGUAAAGCCAAAAGAAAAACAAUACCUAUCGUCAAAGUAACCUUGGAAAUAAAAGUAUCAAGAGAGAGCAGAGGGACAGGGACGCGCGAGGGAGCAGGAGACGUCCACCGGCCAGUGAGAGAGGCCCAGGCGCACGCAUCCCGGCCCAGCCGGGCGGACUGGGCGCCAAGAGAGGCCUGGCCACCAAUCCCGGCCUUAUCUGCUGCCGCUCCGGUGGACGACGCCUAAAGAUGCCACCGCUAAUAUUUUUUUUAUUAAUAUUUUUUAUUUUUUAUUUCUGGACUGACUCAGAUCAAGGGAUUUAGGAAGACAGCACUUCUCCGGACUCCUGCCUUCAUUCCGUUGCCAACUUUGAUUGAAUGGGUGCUGUGGAUGUGCUUAUAUAAUACUGCCCUUUCCAUGCAGUGUUUUUGGUAGGUUUUAAUAAACAGACUUUUCAAAAGACGGCAAUAUAGAAUUGUUAGAUCCGUUGUUGAUCUAAAAAUAUUUGCUUUAUAUUUUCAUUAAAUGACUUCUUUUAAUAUUUUAUUCAGAAUACUUAUGAACUGCUGCAAAACGGUAAUUUAUUUUUCCCCAGAUCUUGUAUUACGUGUUUUUUUCAGACGAGCACAAAUCAAAAUGAAAUGAAAAUAUGGACAGUUGCUAGGUAAUAAGGGUAUCUUUUGAUGUGAUUAUUUGAUUGUAAUUUAAUUUGAGUAGUGAUUCCGUAAGAGCUGAUCGAGAAAAUAAAUUUGUUAGAAUGAAAUAGUCUGUGUCUGAUGCAUAAACACUGUGUGGGAAAGAAAAAGUCCUUUAGAAAAUAUUUUUUUACUAAUGUAACUCCUUAAGGGAUAGCACUGAGGGAGCAGAGUCUGUCCCACCUAAGGCAUAUUUGCAAAUCUAGAAUAAAAGACGAUGACAGAAACAGAUAGACAUUGAUAUAGUAGUCCCUCCUUGUUAGCCUGUUAAUUUCACAAUAUUCCCCCCACACACUUAAUUUUAGUGAGUGUUUUGUUUUUUUUUUUAGGUGAGACUGUCUAAAUGCUAGUCCUUUGCCCAGAGAUACCUGUGUCCUUUAUCAUCUUUAGCAGAAUGUUGGACUACAUCCCCAGUAAAAAAUGUGCCAAUUGCUUCUUAAUGGUUAAUACAGUGUCUGCCCCAUACCACCAAAGUUUAGCCUCUCUUUUUCUACUCAUUUCCUCCCCCCACCACCAUAUUACUAUAUCUCUCUCCUCUUUUUCCUGAAGACUGAAGUUAUGAAGAAUAGCUUACAAGUCGAUGAAAUAUUUUUGUUAUCACUUACUUCCCAUGAAUAACUAUAUGCAAUUAAUUUUAAAUUAUUAAGCCGUUUGGGGAGGGUUUUGUUUUGUUUUUCUUAUAAUGGAAGAAUAUUGUUCUAACAUCAUGAAUAUGGUCCACACUGCAUUACCCUCAGUGUGAGUACCAGCUUAGACUUCAGAGUCUAGAUUUCUGUGUUUUGGCCUUUCCCCAGUAUGAUUCUAUAUUUUCUUCACUGGUGCUGGGGGUUUUCACUUCCUGAUCAUUCUCUAGAUACAUCCUGCUGAGCGAUCACAUUUAUCAAGUUAACAUAUCAAUAUUUACAACAUGGGAAAAUGAAAGUGUAAUGCCUCAGGUUGUAAGUAACAAGACGAAGAAGUCUCUGUUGCGUCCUUUUGUAUCGUACUUUUAAAAACAAGUAUUUAGGGGUGAUAAAGCAAUGAUUGUUAUAGAUUAAUUUCCCCCUAAUCUCAUCGAGCUGUCACUCACUUUUUUCCUCUUCUCUCAUCUACUCGUCUCCCUGUAACAUCGAUGCAGGAGUUUAAAAAAAAAAAAGAAAAGGAAACUGUGAGCAACAAGGAAUAGUUAUUUCUUCCAGACAGACCCUGUGUCACUUUCAUAAAUCAAGCCCAGCCAGAUGGCCGUGUAUUGGGUUGCAUUAUUUUAAACACCAAAUCGUACUAAAAAUCACAAUCAUUUUGAUUUGUGAAAUCUGAAAAAGGCCAUAUUUAUUAAACAGAGGGCAGGGAAAAAAUGAAAACAAGAAACCACAAUUUACUUUCCCUUGCCUUCUCGGUUCCUAUUUCUCUUGCUAUUGUAAUCUCUGUGCCCAGAUUUACAACCUGGGGGAGACGUGGGGGGGGGGGGACACAAACUUCAUCAAUUUUUGAGGGUCUGUGUGCAGGGGCAAGCACAGAAGGCCUUAUUGGAAAGCUGAGGAUUGGGUGUGGUUGUUUAUAUUGGGUGGAGGCUGCUGGCUCAUGAGGUGAAAUCCUAUUUUCCCUCCAGGACUGGUAGUGGUUGAUCAGACAGAGAAUGGGUCUAUUUCAAAGGUUAGGAGGCAUUUGCUUACUUGAUUUGGCUGACAACAAAAGAACUAACAUUGGAUUUCACACUGUUUUCUAUUAAAAAGUAACCAUUGCUGUUUACUUUGCAAGAAGCUCUUCUAGAGGUAGAAGAAUUCAGGAGAAGCUGGGAAUGAUAGUCCAUUUUAUUUCAUUAUUUUGUAUUUUUUAAAGUGAGCUCAUGCUUGCACUCCAUAUUUUUUUAAAAAAUCAACGUUUUGAAUGUAUUUACAAAAUGAAAUUCAUGGUUGGAAAACAAAAGAGGGCAGAUACAACUGAUCAGUUUUGUGCUAAGGCUUAUAUUGUUACACAUGUAAAUAAUGAAAACAUUGUUAUAUAUCACCAGAUCUUUUUAAUGAAUUUGGUCAUUGUGUUCCUUUGUAGCGCAAGUGUCUUGUGCUUCGUCAAGUGUCCGUUUGUUUCCUCCAUUUCAACCCACCCCCACCUCCCCUUCCAACCCAGAGGAGUGACAAAGUUCUGUUCCAUCAAUCUGGCUAAUCCUGAGCUGGGCCCAUUUAUAGUUUGCAGUCUCCUGUGGUUUCUGAUCAGUUGUCCAAGCCACAGCCAUCUCAUUCACCCAGCCAUCUUCCCCUGCAAGUAUGGGCGAUAAAUCAUUCAAGGUGUAUUUAAAAUAGUCACUUUGCUGUUGUUGCUCUGCCUUUUUUUUUUUUUUUUUUUUUGCUUUAAGCACUUACCCAAGGACUACUUCUUUGUUCCAAAACAGAACUAUUCAUUAUUGAUCUUAGAGAUUCCCUCUGCUUUCCUGUAGCUCACAGUGUUUGCUCAUCACCAUGCUCAUAAUCUGUUUUGUAUGAAUGGUUUUCAACAUUCAGAGAAUAAUCGGUUCUAAUAUUAAAUGCAGUAUAUGCUAUUGAUAGUUUUAUCGAUAAGUGUAAUAUUUUAAAUAAUUUUAACAAUUAAAUUUGUUUUUUAAAUUAUAUAUUUGUAAAGUAUUUAUCCUGUUGGAAGCAACAAUAUAUUGUUGUAUUUAUUCGUUUAUUUUUAUAAUAAAUGAUCAACCUCUUAAAGCUAAA